This is a messenger RNA of Acinonyx jubatus (cheetah), 14018 nucleotides long. It is a transcript of the gene RBM26, whose product is annotated as RNA binding motif protein 26. Gene Ontology annotation, cellular component: nucleus. NCBI's taxonomy places the organism in Eukaryota, Metazoa, Chordata, Mammalia, Carnivora, Felidae. The record is from RefSeq and is a predicted model, not a curated record. Gene Ontology annotation, molecular function: metal ion binding; RNA binding. The transcript has 22 exons. Gene Ontology annotation, biological process: mRNA processing. Bases 7776 to 10793 code for a protein of 1005 amino acids.
UAUCUCCUUGCAGGGAUGGAAGUGGGAGAUAGGCGGACACAUAGAUCUGUGCAGUUUCCCCCAAGUGCCUGUGAUGGAGGCCGAAGCGGUGAACGGAGGUCCCAGGGUUUUUUUGUUUUCUCCUUCUUUUCCACCGUCGCUCCCAGGUUUAGGAGAGCCUGAGCUGACCUUUAUCUUAUCACCGAGUUGGUCCUUGAACUGGUAUCUUCUCUUGUUUUCCCGUUAUGUGUAGAUCGACCCCAAGCCGCACACACAUUAGACGAGGGCCCCCAAAUCGGUUUCCUUUCGUUUAAUGAAUCCAAUCAUAACGUCUUGCCCACAGACUAAUAUACCUUGUUUCUUUAAGUGAAGUGAAAUGGCCCUUAUUAGGGAUUAGGGCAGUUGUAGUGCCGGCCACUCACGUUUUACAUAAAUACAGUCCCUGAAAGAAAGGCCACGUUUCCCAUGUGCUGUCUGGCUCAUCCGCACCUCUUCUAACUGAUUGAAGAUGUAACAGGUGCUAAGGUACCCAGUAAGAUUCCCUUUUCCCACCUACACGUUUGUUAAGUUGGAGAGGAGGAAGAAAAUGUUAUCUAUCCAUAUGGAAUAUUUAGCAGUUUUAAGUGGGUUGCUGUAGAUGGAUUGUGUGUGUGUGUGUGUGUGUGUGUGUGUGUGUGUGUGGAGGUUUGUGUGUUCAGGGUGCCGGAAUGUUUUAGAUUGAAAAAAUGAGUGUUUUAAGGAUUUGUCUUUACAGUAAUACAUACAAAAUAUAUCUUGAUCCAGGUGCUUUAUCAAGAUUGGUUGAUUUACAGUAAACAACUUAAAAUAUGGAAAAUCCACUCAUUUAAUGAGUUUAUCCAGUGCCUGCUAUGUACUCUGGGAGGCUUUGGUAGAGCUUUUAAAUUCCGAAGUUGACAAGACAAUAAUAAAGGAGUAUUAAAUAAGAUAACUUCAGAUAAAAAUAGGAGUGGCGGUUGUAAUAAUACAGGAUCAUAUAAAAGGGUGAUUAGAAGACUUCUCACAGGAGUUAGCGUUUGAACAACACUUAGGAGAAAACCAUCUGUGUCAGAGUCUGGAGAAAGACUUUUCCUUGCAGAAGGAACAGCAGGUGCAAAGGCCCUUUAGCAGAUAUGAUCACAGUGUGUUCCAGGAAGACAAAGAAGGCAAUGUGACUGCAAGGAACCUUGUGAUGGGGGUGGGAGAGAAUGGAAGGACAUGAAAUUGGAGAAGUUGUUAGGGCAAAUUAUGUAGGAUUUUCUAGGCCAUGGUCAAGAGCUAGGAUUUCAUUUAUAAUGAGAAGACCUUAGAUACUUUAAAGCAGGCAGGGACUGGUUUGAACUUUUUUUUUUUUUUUAAUAUGUUUAUUUAUUUUUGAGAGAGAGAGAGAGACAGAGCAUGAGCAAGGGAGGGAGGGUAGAGAGGGAAACACAGAAUCUGAAGCAGGCUCCAGGCUCAGAACUGUCAGCACAAAGUCUGACGGGAUCCUGACCUGAGCCACGAGAUCAUGACCUGAGCUGAAGUCAGAUGCUUAACCAACUGAGCAACCCAUGUGCCCCUCAUUUGAUCUUGUUUUUUUUUUUUUAAUUUUAAUUUUAUUUUAAUUUAUUUUAUUCUUGAGAGAGAGGGAGAUACAGAAUCCGAAGCAGGCUCCAGGCUCUGAGCUGUCAGCACAGAGCCCGACGUGGGGCUUGAACUCACAAACUGUGAGAUCAUGAUCUGAGCCGAAAUCGAACGCUUAACGGACUGAGCACCCAGGCCUGUUCUUGUUUUAAUGCUGCCUGCUUUGUGGAGAUUAAGGGGGCAGGCAUUAAUGUGAGGAGACUGUUCUGAGGGCAUUGUAGGCAGAAAUGUGAGUAGUUUGUAUUAGAGUGGUAGUGGAAACAACAAAAUAUGUUUUGUAAGUGGAUCUGAUAGAACUUGCUGAUAUUGAUUGGAUGUGGGAGAUGAGGGAAAGGGAAAUCAAGGAUGAUGACCAAGAAGUUAGCAACUGGAUGGGUGAUGAUAGAGAAGGCUGGGAGAACACAUUGAGGGGAGGAGGAAAGAUAGUUGGUUUUGAUCAGUAAAUAUAAAGUGUUUGUUAUACAUCUGAGUUAGAUGUCAAGUAAGUUGUUGGGUUAUGAGUCUAGAACUCAGGUGAAGACUAGAGAAAUUUGGAGUCAUGCAGAUAGUAUUUGAAACUAUGGAGUUGUGGGAGAUUUCCUAAUUAAGAAUGUGUUGAUAGGGAAGAAAGGAGGGCCAAGGUCUGAGGUAGAAGGUUGAGAUUUAUGUUACUAAAGAAAUAAAGGGGGUGAGUUGUCAACUUGAUGGGAUGUUACAUAAUGGCCGAAAAGGAUGAAGGCAGAUAAGUGGCCCUUAAGUUUGGAACGGUAGAAGUCAUUGGUAGCCUUAGCAAAACAGCUUCAUUGAAGUGGGGUGCUCUAGAUCCCUUAUUUCAGCAAAUGGAGAGAAAAUACGCAACAGUGUAGUGUAGUAGUUGAGAGGACAAACUCUGGAACCAGAAUGGCUGGCUUUGAAUAUCGUCUCUGCCACUUUGCCAGCUGCUUAAAAUUGGGUAAAUUACUUAACUCAGUGCCUCCUGUUUCCUCAUCUGUAUGGGGGAAAUAAUGAAUAUGUAUUAAUCUUUGAACACUGCCUGGCUUGUAAUUAGUGUUCAAUAAGUACUAGGUGAACAGAAAACUUAAAAUGUUUUAAGUUGAAAUAGCAUUCCUUUUUAAAAAAACUUUUUUGAAUAUAGUUUACACAUAAUGUUACAUUAGCUUUAGGUAUACAAUAUGGUGAUCCAGUAUCUUUAUAUUUUAUGCCAUAAUCUAAAAGAAGGUUAUUUAUAGUUACUUCAUGUGUAUGCUUGUGUUUUUAUUCAGUUUCAGGUAUCAUAUAGCUUACUCAGAUGACUGUAGCACUGCAGUCAUUACUGGUAGAAUAAAUAAGGCACUGCUAGCUAGAGUACAGCCUAAACCCUGGUAGGAAUUGGAAUUGGUCCUUUCAUAAUGUACAUUGCUGUGGUAAAAUUGAGCCCUUAUCCAAGUUCUUGUCCCUUUAAUUGCAUUUCAGAUGAAUUCUUGGUAACUUUGAAAGCUAAUUCCAAUUAUUUAAGAUUUGUGGUUUCUAACCUUGGUUUUGUGAAACUUUAAGGUGUAUUUGUUAUCUGAAAGGAUUUUUUUUUUUACUUUAAAACUAUAAUUGCCAAAUAGCACCUGUUUGAAGGAGAACAUUUGAAGGACCAAGGGUAAGAUGUAACUCAGAACUUGUAUGGAACUAUCUAGCUACUCAUGCUAAUAAAGCAUCUCAUGGUUUUGGACUUCUGCUGCAUUUUGAGUAUGUUAAUUCAGCAAACAUUGAGUACUUAAUCUACUUUGUACUGAGCGGUGUGUUAGAUAUUGGGGAUAGUGGGAAAUGAGCAGAGAGGACUAUCUUCGUAUUGUUUACCACUUAGCAGGGAAGACGUGUUGAACAAGUAAUUACAAGGCCAGUGAGUGUUACUAAGUCCAGAAUGCUGUCAAAAUAUAUGUCUGGGAGGUCAGGAAAGGCUUUGCUGAUAUGGUAACAUUUGAUCUUAGCCUGCAAGGAUGAAGAGCAGUUUGCUAGGCCAAAAAGAUGGGAAUGGAGAACUGUGAAAGCAUCCUAGAUUUUGAAAAACAGAUUGUAUGAAAGCCCAAAAAUGGAAGAAAAAAAGUGUCUUGGGGAAAUUGAAACAAGUUGGAAAAAAUAAAAAAAAGCAAAGGGAAGAAUAGCAGCGGAUAGCUCAGAGAGAGAAGCAGGAACAUUCAAGACUUUGUUGAGUCAUGUUAAGGAUUUUGGAUGUUAAUUGAAGGAUAGUGGGAAGCCAGUGAAGGGUUUUAGAAGCCAGAGAGCUUUCAGAUUGACAUAAAAACAAACACGAAAUACAGCCUGGUUGCACUGUUUUGGCAUGAAAUGAAAGUUGGCAGAUCUGCAUUUAAUGAUUGUAAGGUCUGUAGAUAUGUCAGGGUUUUGAGUUUUGUGGGUUUUUCACAUAAAUUAUUGAAAAUGUAGGUGUUAAAAUUGGCAUCUUAAAAUACUUAAGAUUGAUGCUAUAUUCUCAAACAUUUGCUUAGUCAUGCUUGCUAAUAAAAUGAAAUUAGAUGUUGGUCUUUAACAUUCAUUUCUUUUUGCUAAUUUGAAGUCCUGGAAAAAAUUUUAAGCUUUUUUUUUUUUUUUUUGAUGUUCGGUUUUUGUUUUUGUUUUCUAAACAGAAAAGAUUUUCUGCUGUAUUCUAAGACGUUUUUAUGAGUUUACACAUCACCAAGUGUGGUAAUUUAAUAAAAUCAUGGACUUUUUUUAGCUGGAGGGAAGCCUUAAAAUCAAGUAAAAAUAAAAAAAAAAACUCCUUAAUUUUUCAAAAAAUGGAGAGGCAGAUAGACUUAAUGAUGUACCCUUAUUUUGUGACCUUAAUAGUAAAGAACACAAUGCCGCGUUUUGCCCUCCUGCUGCUGUGUAGUGCUGUGGAGGUAAUGUGUAGUGGAAAGAAGCCAAGCUUUGAUCCACGUGGACUGGUGUUCACAUCUCAGUUCUGCCACUUAGUGAGUAAUCUAAGCAAAUGAACCUCCUCUUUCCUUACUGGUAUAAUAGUAGAAUUAUACUUCUGUAGUUGAAAGAAUUGAGACACAUUUUUAAGAGUUUACUCCUUCGACCUUCCUUAAAUACUGCUUGGUUAAACACAAAUAGGUUACAUUACUUGCUACUGUUACUAUUAUCACUACCACUGCUGCUGGCUACCCACCUGUAUUUGCAUACAUUGUUGAAAGGUUUUGUAUUACUUCCAAGUUCUAUGAGGUAAGCACUGUUACCUCCAUUUUGCAAGUGAUGCCACUGGGGCACUGAAGCAGGAAGUUAAGGUACUUGUCCAGAGUCACACAGCUAGCUAUAGCAUGUGACUAAACAGUAAUUUAAACUCAGACUUUUUUGAUUGUAGAGCCAUGUUCUUAAUUUACUACUACACAAUACCAUGUAUUCUUUCUUGUAACUGUAUGCACUUUUUACUGUUACAUUUUCAUAAUACUAGCUGCAAUUAUAAAGGAAUAAAGUUCUAAAGUGUCAUGGUUAUCAGUGCUUUACAGUGUAAGAAAGAAACCUCUUCGGGAACUUUUGUAGUCUUUCUCCCUUCACUCACACUUGUUAACUAUACCUUUCUCACCACGUUACAAUUAUUUUUGUUCCUGUUUUACAGGAAGAACUGAAAGGUGGUCUUUUUACUCCUGAACUUUAUUCCUGUUUCCCUCCUUUGAUCUUUCUCUUUUUACAGACCCUUUUGGGCUUAGAAACUCAUUUUCCUGGUCUUUAAGGAAGAAAAACUCAGCAACAGUAAUAGUGAAAACAAAAAAAUAAAAUCAUACUUCUAGUUACUUUCAUACUAGCUUUAGCUUUCUUUUCCUUUUACUAGUAAAUCUAGAAAUAGUAGUCUUUAUUUUUUCAUUCCUUUGCCCCAACUAUUUACUUCUUAAUCCCUUGUCAUGUAGUUUCUUUCUGUUUAUAUUCAAACCAAAUUGCAUAUUUCAGUGUUACCAAUUUAUGCUAAUUAAAUGUAGAGAUUUUUAUAUAAAUUUUAUAUUCUUUGUCCUAUAUGUAUAACAUUUAACAACGUUGAUGCUGCCUUUUUAACAUCACAUAUCUUGAAUCCCUAAUGCAUUGCUUCUCUUUCUUCGCAAAUCAGCCCUACCCUUUUUAGUUCUUUUUCUUGCCUUUUAAUUGUAUUUUUUCAAGUUCUGUUUCCAUGCCUUUUUUUCCUCAACUGUUUCUACUCCUGUCUUCUCUUGCACAUUCAUUUCCAUGGAUGGUUUCUAUUAUAAUCUGUGCCAGUGGUUCUUAAAAACCGUGUGUGUGUGUGUGUGUGUGUGUGUGUGUGUGUGUGUGUUGUAGAGUCUUUGAAAGUUUGAUUAAAGACUUCUUUCCUUAGGAUAUUGCAUAUGCUAUAUACACAUUUGCAUUGAAUUUCAGAGCUUUUCCAAGAGAACUUCUAGUUUCUGCAUUACUUUUUCACAUAUGUACCUUUAGACUUGAUCACUCUUCAAAGCCUUAACCUCUUAUACCAGUUGCUAGCUAAAUACUCACCUGGUUCUCCCAUGAACUUCAAAUUACAUUUCUGAGAAUAAAUGUUCUCUGAAUUCACUGAUUUUCAUUUCAUUUCCUCAGAUUUUCCAGGCUUGGAAUUUUAUUUUUUGGCUUUUCCUUACUUCAUUCCUUUUCUGCAUCAGUUAAUCAUUAGGUCUGUCACUUUCUUUCCUGUUUUUUUUUUCCAACGUUUUUUCAUUUUUUAGAAACAGAGCGAGACAGAGGGCACAUGGGAGAGGGGCAGAGAGAGAGGAAGACGCAGAAUCCAAAGCAGGCUCCAGGCUCUGAGUUGUCAGCACAGAGCCCACUGCAGGGCUCGAACUCACGAACCGUGAGAUCAUGACCUGAGCUGAAGGUGCCCCGUCUCUUUCUUUUAAUAAUUCUUAAUAAUGACAUUGCUCAGUAGGGGGCCUCGCACUCCUUACCUAAACUUUUGGGUUUUUUCUCCCCUCUAGUUCCAUCCUGGAUGCCCAGCCUUGUUUAUAUCUUCUUGUCCGAUCAAAAUCUUUAGCACUCCUAAAUAAGUUGCGUACAUUUAGACUUGGCUUUCAAACAUAUACAGUAAUCUGCUUACCUUUCCAGUUUGUAUCUUCCUAUUUUUUGUGUGUGUCUUAAUUUCAGCAAGGCUGAACUUUCAUUGUGAUUCUGUAUCAUCACAUUUGUAUCAUGUGUACAUUUGUGAUACAUUUGUGAUACAUUUGUAUCAUGUGUAUCAUGUAUAUGUGAUUCUGUAUCAUCACAUACUGUUUCUUUUCCCAACUUUUAGAAGGUAACAUUGAGCGUUUAUCUUAUGCUAAUCAUUGUGUAUUCAUUGAGUGUGAGCUAGAUUCUGUUAUCUCAGUUUUAAAUAUGAGGAGAUUGAGUCUUAGGAAGAUUAAGUAAUAUGCUUCAUUCAUAGCUAAUAAAUGAUGGAGACAAGAUUUGAAACAAGACAUUUUGAUAUCAGAGCCUUGUAGAUUAUGAUAUACUGCCUUUCUCUGUUUCACUUCUAUAUAAAUUGAAAUCAAAGGUCAAGGGUGAUUCUAGUUCUUCCAGAAAGUUAUUUAUAAGAUCCAUCCAUUUGGAAGACAUGACAUGAUUCUCCGCCUAGAACUAGUUUGUGUCGAUUGUGACAGUCAUCACUUGCACACUUGUUUAGUAAUCCUUACUUAUUUUAGCUUCAUUAUUAGAAUCUCAGGUUCUUGAAAGUAGACUCCAAGUCUUAAAUUUUAAAUGUCUUCCUGUUGUGUAUAGCACCCAGUACAAUACCUUGUGUGUGGUAUGUUUAAAUGCACUGGCUGAUAUUUGUAGUUUAUAUAACUAUAACCUAAGCAGAAACGAGUGUAAACUAUAAAAUCUGCCAUACGUUAGGGGCACCUCGGCUUUCUCAGUUGAUUAAUGUUCCCGCUUAGAGGUCGUGAUCUCACGGUUUGUCAAUUCAAGCCCUGAAUCAGGCUCUGUGCUGACAGUGCAGAGCCUCCUUGGGAUUAUCUCCCUCCCUCUCUCUGUGCCCCUCCCCUGCUUAUUCUCAUUCUCUCACUCUCUGUCUCAAAAUAAUAAAUAAAGAAACUUAAAAAAAAAGAAUCUACCGUACUUUAGAAUUUUAUUUCAGAGCAGCAGAUAUAUGAGGAGUUUGAAAAGUUAUUAAUUCCUGGGUCUCUUUCUCUUUAUUUUUACUUCAUAGCAUCUUCAGAUUAUGUAAAGCUUAAGUGAUUUUUUUUUUUAGGGGGAAAGGACAGUGAAGAGUAUUAAUGACAUUUACUCAAAGCAUUUUUAAAUACUGUUAUGUGCAAGCUGCUGGCCUCCAUGGAGCUGCCUGGAAAAGAAUUAAUAUAUGCUGUGAUGCAGAUCCAUCAGCCCUAGCAAAAUAUGUUCUCGCUUUGGUAAAGAAAGAUAAAAGUGAAAAAGAGUUAAAGGCAUUAUGUAUUGAUCAACUGGAUGUAUUUCUUCAAAAAGAGACACAGAUAUUUGUGGAAAAACUUUUUGAUGCUGUGAAUACAAAGAGUUAUCUACCUCCUCCAGAGCAGCCAUCAUCAGGAAGCUUAAAGGUAGAAUUUUUUCAGCACCAAGAAAAAGAUAUAAAAAAAGAAGAGAUCACAAAGGAGGAAGAGCGAGAGAAGAAGUUUUCCAGAAGGCUAAAUCAUAGUCCUCCCCAGUCAAGUUCCCGAUACAGAGAAAAUAGAAGUCGUGAUGAGAGGAAAAAAGAUGAUCGUUCUCGCAAAAGAGAUUAUGAUCGAAACCCUCCUCGAAGAGAUUCAUACAGAGAUCGGUACAAUAGAAGACGAGGCCGAAGUCGCAGUUACAGCAGGAGUCGUAGUCGAAGUUGGAGUAAAGAGAGACUUCGUGACAGGGAUAGGGAUAGAAGUAGGACUAGAAGCAGAAGCAGAACACGAAGCCGGGAAAGGGAUCUAGUAAAACCUAAAUACGACCUGGAUAGAACAGAUCCACUAGAAAACAAUUAUACUCCAGUCUCUUCGGUACCCAAUAUAUCAUCUGGUCACUACCCUGUACCUACUUUGAGCAGCACUAUUACAGUAAUUGCUCCUACUCAUCAUGGUAAUAACACUACCGAAAGUUGGUCUGAAUUUCAUGAAGACCAAGUGGACCAUAACUCAUAUGUAAGACCACCCAUGCCAAAGAAACGGUGUAGAGACUAUGAUGAAAAAGGUUUCUGUAUGAGAGGAGACAUGUGCCCUUUUGACCACGGAAGUGACCCUGUAGUUGUAGAAGAUGUGAAUCUUCCUGGCAUGCUGCCUUUCCCAGCACAGCCUCCAGUUGUUGAAGGACCGCCUCCUCCUGGACUUCCCCCACCUCCACCAAUUCUUACACCCCCACCUGUGAAUCUGAGACCCCCAGUGCCACCACCAGGCCCAUUACCACCCAGCCUUCCACCUGUCACAGAUGAUAUUUCUUAUUCUUUGGUUUUGACAGGACCACCACCUCCACUUCCUCCUUUGCAGCCAUCUGGCAUGGAUGCUCCCCCAAACUCUGCAACCAGUUCUGUUCCUACCGUAGUAACGACUGGCAUCCAUCACCAGCCUCCUCCUGCUCCACCCUCUCUUUUUACUGCAGUUUUUGUAUUACCAGAUACAUAUGACACAGACGGCUACAAUCCUGAAGCCCCCAGCAUAACAAACACUUCCAGACCUAUGUAUAGACACAGAGUGCACGCACAGAGGCCUAACUUGAUAGGACUGACAUCAGGGGAUAUGGAUUUGCCACCCAGAGAAAAGCCUCCUAAUAAAAGCAGUAUGAGGAUAGUAGUGGAUUCUGAAUCAAGGAAAAGAACCAUUGGUUCCGGGGAGCCUGGAGCUCCUACAAAGAAGACCUGGUUUGAUAAGCCAAAUUUUAAUAGAACAAACAGCCCAGGCUUCCAGAAAAAGGUUCAGUUUGGAAAUGAAAAUACCAAACUUGAACUUAGAAAAGUUCCUCCAGAAUUAAAUAAUAUCAGCAAACUUAAUGAACAUUUUAGUCGAUUUGGAACCUUGGUUAACUUACAGGUUGCUUAUAAUGGGGAUCCUGAAGGUGCCCUUAUCCAAUUUGCAACAUAUGAAGAAGCAAAGAAAGCAAUAUCAAGUACAGAAGCAGUACUGAACAAUCGCUUUAUUAAGGUUUAUUGGCACAGAGAAGGAAGUACCCAGCAGUUACAAACUACUUCUCCAAAGGUAAUGCAGCCCUUAGUCCAGCAGCCCAUUUUGCCUGUUGUGAAGCAGUCAGUCAAAGAGCGGUUGGGUCCAGUACCUUCAAGUACUAUUGAACCGGCAGAAGCCCAAAGUGCCAGUUCAGACCUUCCUCAGAAUGUAACUAAAUUAUCUGUGAAGGACAGGUUGGGUUUUGUAUCAAAGCCAUCUGUUUCAGCAACUGAAAAGGUGUUGUCUACAUCUACUGGCCUAACUAAAACAGUAUAUAAUCCAGCUGCUUUGAAGGCUGCACAGAAAACCUUACUUGUUUCCACCUCUGCAGUUGAUAAUAAUGAAGCACAGAAAAAAAAACAGGAGGCACUGAAACUUCAGCAGGAUGUAAGGAAAAGGAAACAAGAAAUUUUAGAAAAGCACAUUGAAACACAGAAGAUGUUAAUUUCAAAACUAGAGAAAAACAAAGCAAUGAAGUCUGAAGAUAAAGCAGAAAUAAUGAAAACCUUAGAAGUUUUGACAAAAAAUAUUACCAAGUUGAAAGAUGAGGUCAAAGCUGCUUCUCCUGGACGUUGUCUUCCAAAGAGUAUAAAAACCAAGACUCAGAUGCAGAAAGAAUUGCUUGAUACGGAACUGGAUUUGUAUAAGAAGAUGCAAGCUGGAGAAGAAGUCACUGAACUUAGGAGAAAGUAUACAGAAUUACAGCUGGAAGCUGCAAAACGAGGGAUUCUUUCAUCUGGUCGGGGUAGAGGAAUUCACUCAAGAGGUCGAGGUGCAGCUCACGGCCGAGGCAGGGGUCGAGGUCGAGGUCGAGGUGUGCCUGGUCAUGCUGUGGUGGAUCAUCGUCCCAGGGCAUUGGAAAUUUCUGCAUUUACAGAGAGUGAUAGAGAAGAUCUUCUUCCUCAUUUUGCGCAAUAUGGUGAAAUUGAAGAUUGUCAGAUUGAUGACUCUUCACUUCAUGCAGUAAUUACAUUCAAGACAAGAGCAGAAGCUGAAGCAGCUGCAGUUCAUGGAGCUCGUUUCAAAGGGCAGGAUCUAAAACUGGCAUGGAAUAAACCAAUAACUAAUAUUUCAGCUGUUGAAACAGAAGAAGUUGAACCUGAUGAAGAGGAACAGAGAGAGAUCAUCAUUGCCUGAAUUUAGCUUUGUGACUACAACAGCAAGACCUGUUCCUGUCUGGAGACGACUGUUAAAAUAUCAUCCUAUCAUUUUAUGUUUGCUCUUUAUCAAUUUGAAUAGAUGUUUAUAUGUACUAUAAUUGGCAUUUUGUCUCUUCACAGUUCUCUAAUUGGUACAUCCGAGUCCAGAAGUAUGUCUGAGUAUGUGCUUUGUCUGACCUUAUUCUUAAACGUCUUCUCCCCUUACUUUAUAUCCAUUUAUUUUUUAAACACUAAGAAGGAAAAAGACCUUUUGGUUUCCUAAUAUGAGAUAAGUUCAGUCUCAGCCACGUUGAAAAUUGUGUCUAAGAAAGCUAUAAAGCCAUGAUAUUGUGUUCAUUAGCAUGAACAAUUUAGAAUGAAGAAAAUGAUUAAAAAGUUAAGCAUGGGUUUGGUUUUAAUUUUUCUGGGUUUUAGGAUACAUUUCUGGGGUUAAGGUAGUCACUUAAAUGAUUUUGAACAGAUGCUAAAAUACUUUUUUAUACACUAUAAUAACUUGCCUAUUUCUUCUAAAUACACUUACUGAGGUUGUUGCCAAGGCCACUUACCCAAAUAAUAUUUUUAAAAAAUUUCUUAGCUCUUCAAAACCAACAAGGAGAAUAAUUUUCUUUCUUUUCAAGUAAUACAGGAUGAUCUGUGGAUUAUAAAUAUUGAGAAAUUUCUAUUAAAUGUCUGGUUUACACAGUUUGUCCAUAUUUUCCUCACUUGCAAUCAAGACAUCAAAGACAAUCUUAAAAGCAAGGGGAAAUUGUGUUGUGUGUCUAACAUUGUUAAAGAUUAUAGUUUUCCUGUCUUAAAAGGUGUAUGUCCAUAUUUAUUUAUAAGCAGUGUGGCUUAAAAUUAUUUAUAAAGAGUAUGAUUAAAUCUUAUCCUAAGUAUUCACCCAAAAUACCAUUUUUUUGUAAUGGGCACCAUAUAAAGAAGUUUUCAGAAAAUUAAUUUCUGAGUAUUUCUUCAUAGAUUCUCAUGAGGCAUUUGAGAAGUUUGGAAGUUGUUCUUAGUAGCAGCUCUUUAUUAGAAAAGUGGAAAUUACACUUGAUUCUAUUUGCCCUUGUUUUUUUUUAGUUUCAUUCAGCCGUGCUCAUAUUUUCAUAUUUUUUGUGCCAAGUUGACUAUUCUGCAAACACUUCUUUUUGAGUACUCAAUGCAUUUGUCUUCGUGAAAAAUAAAAAGAAUGAACACAUCAAUCAUAAUGUAAAUUAUCUAUUUUGAUCCACAUUAGUUGACAACAGCUUCCUGAAUAUUAGGCUUGAUUUAAGGGAAAAGUACAUGUUUCAGAAAGUCUUCUAAUAUAAUUAUGACUUGGUAGCCUGCAGGGCAUUUUUAAAAUUAGACUUUUGUUUUAGUUCACAUUUGCAAACUAGCAUAUAGCCACAAGGAGUUCAGAGAUAUUUUCCCAGAUUAGUUCAGUAUUUUUUCUUUUUAAGGAAAGAAAAUUCUCUUCCCCUGUGAUAGUGAUUUACUUGCUAGGUUAGAAGCCCAAAGAACAUAGUCUGAAGAGACCAUACUUGUUAACAGUUUCAGUUGGUUUUUAGAUGUGGACCACAUACCAGCCCCCUCAACUUUACUUUGUCAUCUUUCUUUUUUCUUUCCCUUGCUUUUAAAUUAAAAACAAAAUAAAGCAAAACAAAAUUGAAUAUGCCAUUGGGAAUCAGAAAGGGAGAUGAUUUGAUUUUCAUUAAGAUCAUUGUGCUUUUUGAAACUUUCUGUGAGAGCCAAUAGGUCAUUACAUAUUUAAAUUCUUAUAUGUUGAUUAAUUAAAGAUGAGGAUUUUCAUUAUUUCAUUUUCCUAAAUAGGAUUCUCAUGGAGCUAUGUGUAGAUAACUGUACAGAAUCACUUUUGUGUAAUUGAUUGAAGCAGUUUACCUCUGCAUGAUUGCAUUAUGGAAGCCUUUUAUAUAUCUUUAUAUUUUUCAAUAUUCUUAGAUUUUACACUAUUAGCGGCUCUAGUCAUGCUAUAUUUGUUUUUUUUAAAUAGAGUUUAUAAAUAUUUAUGCUCAAAAUACAGAUCAACUGAAUAUUUUUUGAUCUUGUUUACAAGAUAAAUAAUACUUUAAAGUGAUGCAGCCCCUCAAGUGUCUUAGGAAAAAGUUAUUGGUGCUACAAAACCUUUCAAUAUCAUUUUUGAACCUGUUAUCUAGACUUCGCUAGGCUUUAAUGUAUGAUCACUUGUGACUUACUCUAAUCUAGCAGCAUAAUUAUAAAAGUGGUCUGUGGUGAGUCAGGAAAAGAGCCCAGUCCAUUAGAAACACCCCAUAAUUUAAAGAUACGAUACAGAAUGACAGUAUGCUUAUUUGUGCCCAGCUUCCAAAAAAGAAAAUAGUCUCUUCAGUUUGUCAUUAGCUCUUUUGAUAAGAGGAAUUUAAUCUGGCUAGAAUAAAAACAACAAUACAUUCAGCAUGGCUCAGUUUUCCCAUAUUUCACAUGGAAAAUUUUUCUAAUCCUAAAUAUGGUGUAAUCCUGCUCUGCUUCAAAUUCCCAUCUAUCUUUGCUCAACAGGAGGCAGGGUAAUUCUUAAAUAUUUAUAGAACAUUUGAUGAGUUGAAAAGAGAUGUAUUAUUUACAUUGUACAAGUUUUGCAUUGGUUGUGUAGAUUGUUUUCUACAUCUAUAAGACUCAUUCCAGCACCUUAGUGAAUGUUCUAAAGAUACAAUUUUUAAGUAUCAGCAAAGCAUUCAUAGAUACUUACUUUUGAUUCUCAGAAUCCUGAACCUGUUUUGGGUGUGUUAUUACUUCAGAACAUGUUAUCUGGCACAAGAUUUCCUUUAAUAAGUGGUUUAGUUGUACUCAAGUUCUGUGGAUUGUUGAACCUAAAAACACCAAAGGAGUCUUUUCUUGUCUGGAGACUGGGUUGUUCCAGUUUUUAAUACCUGUGCCCAUAAGUAUCCCAUUUCACGAAUGUGUGUUGGCAUGGGGAAAAAAUUCCCUGCUCUUUGAGUGGAGCGAAAGUAAUUGGUUAAGCUGUAGCAGCUUUUUUUUUGUUUAUUUUUCAAAAUGAUAAUAAAACUUGAACUGAAAAAGGUAAAACUUGAACUAGAAAACUACUCUUGUAUGCUUAGAAUGUUUAUAGUGUUACAUGUUUAUGUGGGGUUGUCAACAUUUUUAUUAUUUAUAGUUGAAUUAUGUUGUUUUGUUUGUUAAAUAUCCAUAAUGUUUAUUAUUUUUAUAUUUUGAAAAAUUUUAAAUAAAAUAGUCUUACUAAAAA